Molecule: messenger RNA, 850 nt
Organism: Neopelma chrysocephalum (saffron-crested tyrant-manakin)
Lineage: Eukaryota; Metazoa; Chordata; Aves; Passeriformes; Pipridae
Product: valine--tRNA ligase, mitochondrial-like
Exons: 7
Biological process (GO): valyl-tRNA aminoacylation
Cellular component (GO): cytosol
Molecular function (GO): ATP binding; valine-tRNA ligase activity; aminoacyl-tRNA deacylase activity
Source: RefSeq, a predicted model, not a curated record
CCUUUGAUGUCCCCAAUGUCCCUUUAUUGUCCCCAGGCUGUUGUUGAGCGCUGGCUGUGGCUCCGUCGGGGUCUGUGAUGUCCCUAAAUGUCCCUUUGAUGUCCCCAAAUGUCCCUUUGGUGUCCCCAGGCCGUGGUGGAACGUUGGCUGUGGCUCCGUCGGGGUCUGCGCCGUCAGGAUCUGAGCCGGGAGCAGUUCCUGGAGGAGGUUUGGGACUGGAAGCGCCGCCAUGGGGACGAGAUCCUGGAGCAGCUCCGGGCCCUCGGGGCCUCCCUGGACUGGACCCGCUGUGCCUUCACCAUGGACCCCGGCUUUUCCCGGGCCGUGUCCGAGGCCUUUGUCCGACUGUUCCACUCGGGGCUCAUCCACAGGGAGCGGAGACUCGUCAGCUGGAGCUGCACCCUCAGAUCUGCCCUGGCUGAUAUUGAGGUGGAGCACCGGGCUCUGCCGGGCCCCACCUCCCUGAGCCUCCCCGGGUGUCCCAACCCCGUCACCUUCGGCCUCCUCGUCACCUUCGCCUACCCCGUGGAGGGGGACGACGGGCUGGAGGUCCCCGUGGCCACCACCCGCCCCGAGACCCUGUUUGGGGACGUGGCCGUGGCCGUUCACCCGCGGGACCCCCGGUACCAGCACCUCCACGGGCGCCGCCUCCGACACCCCUUCAGUGGGAGGGUCCUGCCCCUGAUCACAGACCCCAGUGUGGACCCCGACACUGGAACUGGGGCGGUGAAGGUGACCCCUGGUCACAGUGUCCCUGACCUGGCCCUGGCCCGAGCCCACGGGCUGCCCCUGCUCUCGGUCAUCAACGACGACGGGACCCUCAACCCACCGGGGGGGGGGGUGGCUGCAG